Zychaea mexicana is the source of this 711-nucleotide messenger RNA. RefSeq lists its product as uncharacterized. NCBI's taxonomy places the organism in Eukaryota, Fungi, Mucoromycota, Mucoromycetes, Mucorales, Lichtheimiaceae. The transcript is spliced from 7 exons. The record is from RefSeq and is a predicted model, not a curated record. The coding region runs from base 1 to 711 and encodes 236 amino acids.
AUGCUUGGUUCGCAUUGCAUGGUCCCCGCACGAUCGCGUUUAAUGAAUAGCAACGAAGCAGGCACAUCUGCACCUUCAGAUCAGCAACCUUACGAUAAUGAGUACAACGAUCUCGACGAUCCGGUUGACGAUGGCGAUGUUGACAACGAAAACGACAAUGACGAUCUUUGGCAAGAUACCGAUUUGAUUCAAUACUGGGAUGCUGCACUCAAAGGAUAUAAGAGUUACUACAAUAAGGAAGAUAAUCCUGCAGUAUUAAUACCCGCACCCAAAAAACGGUCAGCUACCGCAAUAUCAAAACAGCAGCAAAAGAGCGUCACUGGCAAGCGAAAGCGCGUGUCGUUUGAUUUACAGAAGGAGCAAGAAGGGGAGGAAGGGGGCGAUGAUGGACGCAGUGUCCCGGAGACAUUUAAAGCGGCUCCUCCACAAAUGGCAGCAGAGGAAGAACAAGAAUAUGCGCAAGACCAACCGAAUGGCGAGGAAUAUCACGACCAGCAACAACAACACCACGAUGAUUAUAAUAAUUAUUACUACUAUUACGAUCAGCAACAACAACAACCGCAAUAUCCACAAACUGCUCCUCCACCACCUCCUCCACCGCCAUCAUUUUCAGGAACCAGUAGUAGUGGUAGUAGUGAAGUGGAUACUACACCGGUUAUUACCAAGCUCGAUACCGGAGGUCAAGGUAGCAUUAAUAAUGGUGGUGCAUGA